This is a messenger RNA of Aedes aegypti (yellow fever mosquito), 1333 nucleotides long. RefSeq names its product homeobox protein goosecoid. The record is from RefSeq and is a predicted model, not a curated record. Gene Ontology annotation, molecular function: RNA polymerase II cis-regulatory region sequence-specific DNA binding; DNA-binding transcription factor activity, RNA polymerase II-specific. NCBI's taxonomy places the organism in Eukaryota, Metazoa, Arthropoda, Insecta, Diptera, Culicidae. Gene Ontology annotation, cellular component: nucleus. Gene Ontology annotation, biological process: regulation of transcription by RNA polymerase II. Bases 225 to 1055 code for a protein of 276 amino acids. The transcript is spliced from 3 exons.
CUAGAAUGGCAGUGAGCGGUAAUGUUAAACGUAAUGAAUUAACUUUUUUUACCAUCCACGACCGUGAUCACGUAAAUUUUUAUCUUCUGUAAAGUGAUUAAUAGGAUUACAAAUUUGGACCUGGAAUAAUUGGACUAAUAGUGUAAAAGUCGUAAUUAAGAGUGCUGAUAACAAAUUGCGCUCAAACUAUUGUAAGCAUUGCCUCAGGGGGUGUAUAUUUCAAAAUGUUCGGUAACGAGCAUUUAGAAGAUUCCCGAAGUACGAAGGACGAACCAGACGUGCAAACAAAUUUAUCAAAAGACAAAUCGCCUUUUGUGUCGAUAUUCACUAUUGAAAGCAUAUUAGGACUUAAUUCGCAACUGUCGAAAAACUCUAUCAACGAUAAAGUGCUAUCAUCGCUGGAUACUAGGCAAAUGCCGCAGGUGUUGGCCACGGAUGGCAUAAAAAAUAGUCCAACCAACUAUUUUCACUAUUCUGGAAUAAAUCCCCUCCACCAACCUGCCGCCUCAGAUAUACCCCUUCUAUCAACCAAUUUACUAGGAAUCACAUAUCCUUCGUCCUGCCAUAGCUAUAUGCAGCAUGAUUUAUUCGCCGCGCAACUUCAUUCUCCGGUCGGGCUGGUAUCCUGUGAUGGCAGUUUUCGUCCACGGUAUCCCUUUCUCAACGCCGAUACCCACAUUAAGCGGAAAAGAAGACAUCGCACCAUAUUCACCGAGGAACAGCUGGAGCAACUCGAGGCUACCUUCGAUAAGACACACUAUCCGGAUGUGCUGCUGCGAGAGAAACUGGCCGUGAAAGUCGAUCUGAAGGAAGAGAGAGUUGAGGUUUGGUUCAAGAACCGGCGAGCCAAGUGGCGAAAGCAAAAGCGUGAAGAACAAGAGCAGUACUCCAAUUUCGACAUCAACAACAAAAUUCGCAAGUUCAUCAACAUUCCAGUAAACACGCAAGAAAAACUUCGUCAAUUGCAAUCCGAAAUGCUGUCGAAGGAGAAGAUGGUUAGCAAGUUUGAGGACAUAAGUACCAGCGACGAUGCCUCCGAUGUCGAAGUCGUAUGAUGAGGCAAUGAUAAACGUUGGAGAAAAGUUGGAGACGGUUCAUCGAGCCCACGUGGAGGGGGUGGGUUAUGGUUUUCCAAUAUCAUGCGGUCGAGCAUAUUGUACAUAACUUUAGCAUAGUUUAAAUAAUCUUCUCCGUCUGUGUUACUGUGUGAUAAAACCAAUGCUUCUAUAUUUCAGAAGCCGAAUCAACUUUAAAUACUCUCUCUUAGUAAUGAUUAGCGUGCCCACAUUUUACAUUUCAUAACUGCUGAACGAAUUUAAAUCUGUACAAACUG